Messenger RNA from Fragaria vesca subsp. vesca, 1131 nucleotides. RefSeq names its product mediator of RNA polymerase II transcription subunit 32-like. The transcript has 3 exons. Lineage: Eukaryota; Viridiplantae; Streptophyta; Magnoliopsida; Rosales; Rosaceae. Gene Ontology annotation, cellular component: mediator complex. Gene Ontology annotation, biological process: leaf senescence; regulation of DNA-templated transcription; cold acclimation. The record is from RefSeq and is a predicted model, not a curated record. Bases 286 to 723 code for a protein of 145 amino acids.
CCCAACGGCUCCGGCCUAGUGAUCCUCUCCUCCGGCCUCUCCCUCCCCAAACUUAUCGCCUCCCUUCUCCUCCUCCACACUCCUUCCCAAGGCACCCUCCUCAUCGUCGAUCUCCUCACCAAAUUUAAACUCUUCUAUUCUUCUCUUUCGUCGUUGACCUGAUUGUCGUUCUCCUGAGAUUGCUACCCACCUCGAGAACAGCGAAAAUCUCUGAUCAGGUUCAAGAACAUCACACGCUCUUGUUCACUAAUAUUUUUCUAAUAUUGACAACUGCUUGGCCCGAAGAUGGACAACAUUGUGGAUUCUCUAAACAAUGCAUACCAAGAGUUUGUUGUUGCAGCAGCUAAUGUGCUCGAAGCCAAGGAAACUUCUGGGGGCCAAAAAACAACCGCCACAGACACUGCUCUAGAGAGCUUUAAGCAGAAGUGGGAACUUUUCAGAGUGACUUGUGAUCAAGCAGAGGAGUUUGUGGAGUCUGUGAAGCAAAGGAUUGGCUCAGAGUGUCUGGUGGAUGAGGCAACCGGCCCUGUGGUAGGGAAGUCUGGGCAGACUACCACAACUGGUCUCCCACCCAUCAGUGCAGUUCGAUUGGAACAGAUGAGUAAAGCUGUUCGAUGGCUUGUGAUAGAACUUCAACAUGGUUCUGGUACAGCCUCUGGUUCAGCACAUUCUCAUCAAUCAGCUCCUUUUGAUGCUAGAUUCUCUGAAGAUUCAGCUCCAUAGAUAUCAAAUUUGGAACAUCAGGUGAAUAAGAUGGGUUAUGUAAGCAAUCUGAGGAAUGUUAAACAUGUUGUCUGCAGUUCAAAGACCAACAUUCUGCUGUGUGUGGGUGAUAUGGGAUGGACUGAAUUCAGUCGUAUUAGGUUCCAUAUUAUUUGUUUCCGCUUCAGCAGUUGUGCUUUUGUGGGAGACAGUGUGCAACUCAUCUGUGGUUCUUUUAUUACUAUCGCUGCCUAUAGUAUUGUUGCCUAAUGUACACCUACAUCCUACAAUAGACUAAUUUUGGGAGACUUAAUUCGUAACAGCUAAUCAAGAGCCAGGAGCAGUGCUUUUGUCAAAGUCAUGUAGUUACUGCUGUUUCUUUGUAAUUGUAGGAAGGAUGCUAAUUAGGUUCAUCUUUAAAAAAAUGCA